This is a messenger RNA of Drosophila eugracilis, 1253 nucleotides long. RefSeq names its product protein tilB-like. Gene Ontology annotation, molecular function: protein binding. The coding region runs from base 12 to 1193 and encodes 393 amino acids. The transcript has a single exon. The record is from RefSeq and is a predicted model, not a curated record. Gene Ontology annotation, cellular component: cytoplasm. Gene Ontology annotation, biological process: outer dynein arm assembly. NCBI's taxonomy places the organism in Eukaryota, Metazoa, Arthropoda, Insecta, Diptera, Drosophilidae.
CAGUCGUCAUUAUGGUGCUCAUUACCGAAAAACUAGUUCGCAAAAAGUCUGAACACAAUGAGCGUCUAAUCAGCACUCUGGAGGAAAUCUCCUUGCACCAGGAGGACAUCGAGGUCAUAGACCAUAUUCAGAACUGGUGUCGCGACCUGAAGAUUCUGCUCCUUCAAUCUAAUUUGAUUGCCCGCCUGGAGAACUUACACAAACUGAAGCGGUUGGAGUAUUUAAAUGUGGCCAUCAAUAAUAUUGAAAGAGUGGAGAACCUGGAGGGCUGCGAGUCGCUGACCAAACUAGAUCUUACUCUGAACUUCAUAGGAGAACUAACCAGCUUGGAGUCGCUACGUGACAACCAUAAUCUCCGUGAACUGGUACUCAUUGGAAAUCCCUGCGUGGACUACCCUCACUACAGGGAUUAUGUGAUUGCCACAUUACCACAACUGAAUAGCUUGGAUUGCGUAGAGGUUACACUUUCGGAACGCCUCCAAGCAUUGAGAUCAUUACCCAAGAACCGGGCAAUAAUCGUCAAAAAGCAGGCGGAUCAGGCCAUUGAAAGGGAUGAACAGCGAAUCAGAGUGGAGCAGCAGCAGUCCGCCUUGGCAGAACAUUGUGCGGGAAUCGAGGACGAAGAGGAACGAAUCAAAGCCUUCUGGCAGGCGAAAAGCGAGCACUGUCCAGAAAUUCGCAUGGAGAUUGCCCGGCAACAUCGAUUGGGCCGAGAGCGUCAUGAAACCAAGCCUCAGCUCGAUCCUCCAAAACGGGAUCGCAGUCUUUUCGCUCCAUGCGGCAGACCCUACAAUCUAAACCAGGGCAAGCUGCCCUUUAACUUUCAGGACGAGGCCGAUUAUUACUUGCUGCAACUGGAAGUCUAUAAACAUCUGGAUACCUCUCUAAUUGACGUGGAUGUUCAGCCCAUCUACACUAGGGUCACUGUUAAGAAAAAGAUCUUUCAGAUAUCCUACAAUGAGGAAGUCAAGCCGGAUCAGUCCACCAUACAGCGUUCUCAGAUUACAGGUCACCUUAUGAUCAAGCUUAAGAAGCUAAAUGUGAACGAACUGCUAAUUUAUAAGAAGGGUUCAGCGAAAAGUCUUGCCCCGUCUGAUGCCGGAAAAAUUGUCGGAAAUCUAGAGGACAAACUCCGAGGAACCGUGGACAUCAGCAACAUUUUCCCACCCAGCGAUGUUCCCGAUUUAAUAUAAGAAAGAUCAUUAUUGAAAAAUUAUUUAUUUAAAUAUUUGUCUGUUUCGGCUUUUCUUCAA